Messenger RNA from Rotaria socialis, 882 nucleotides. NCBI's taxonomy places the organism in Eukaryota, Metazoa, Rotifera, Eurotatoria, Philodinida, Philodinidae. The record is from the annotation of a GenBank genome assembly.
AUGAUUCAUCAUCAUUCUUAUCCUAGUGUUUCUACUUUGAUUAUCAUUCUUUUUCUUUCAAGUCUUCAACUUAUUCAAUCGAAUUCUAUCUCUAAUGAAUGCUUGGACUAUUGUUCAAAUGAUGGCCUUUGUAUCGAAACCAAUAAUGGUCUACAGUGCAUUUGUUUACCUGAAUGGACGGGACACCGCUGUGAUUCUCCUCGAGAUUCUUCGUUAACCAAGCAAAUGUAUAAUUCACAGGUUGACAUGACAUUUGUUCGUAGCAAUCCUUGCGAUUCGGCUCCAGCAGGUUACUGCAAAAAUACCGGAAUUUGUUUUGUAGAAGGUGUUGCAUUUAAGUGCUUUUGUCCAUAUCCAUAUACUGGGGAGUACUGUGAAGAUUUAUCAGAUUGCUUUGACUAUUGUUUGAACAAUGGCAUUUGCAAAUUAGAGAGUAACACCCCAAAAUGUGUGUGCUCGCUCCCUUGGACAGGUAAUCGUUGUCAGAAAUUAGAAGCAACGACGACUGUCGCUACUCAAUCAACACCAUCUACAACAAAUAUACCAUGUACUUAUGUACCACCAGGUUAUUGCAAUUCUGGAACCUGUAUUGCAGUUAAUAAUCAAGCACGUUGUCAGUGUCCACCAGAAUUUUUGGGCCUCCAAUGCGAAAUACCUAGAGGAGCAACACCAUCUCAAACACCAUCGACAGUGACGUUGUCAACAUUUACAACGCCAACAUUUACAACGCCAACAUCGACAAUGACAACACCAACAACGCGCAUAACAUGCACUCCAAAUCCAUGUCGAAAUAAUCGUCCUUGCUACAACAAUGGAAACUCAUAUUUUUGCUACUGUGGUCAACAAUAUACUGGAAAAAAUUGCGAAAAUUUGAUUAAAUAA